AAAAAAAUAUUAUUGUUAUUUAUAUUAAAUUAUAAAGCUCUCUUUUCUUACCAGCAUUCUUCCUCUCUUUCUUUCUAUUGAUUACCAUGGCUUCCCAGCAACAACAAGAGCAACAAUCGCUUGAAUCAAAAGCUGAGUUAACUCAGGUAGAAUUGCUGCCAAGUCUCGAAGGGGUGCAACAACAAGAACAAGAAUCGCUUGAAUCGACGGCCGAGUCAACGCAGGUAGAAUCACUACCGAGUCUGGAAGAGGUGGAAGAUAUUUUAAAAUACAAGUUCAAAGACAAGAAUUUAUUAGAAGAGGCGUUUACAGAUUCUUCGUUUCCAGAUAGAUUAUUUUCAUACGAGCGAUUGGAAUAUGUGGGUGAUUCUGUACUCAAUCUGCUAUUCACCAAGGAGCAUUAUUUCAAAUACCCGAAUUUGCAACCUGGUGCUUUGACCCGGCUUCGAGCAGCUAAUGUCGAUUCAGAAAAGCUCGCACGUGUGGCCGUUAAACUCGGUCUGCAUCGGUUUUUGCGUCACAACAAACCUCUUCUUGAGGAACAAAUCCGUGAAUUUUCACAAGCAAUCUUAGACUAUCCACUGCACUCCCAUGGAUUAGUUGAUGUACCAAAAGUUCUUGCUGAUAUUGUUGAAUCAGUAAUUGGAGCUGUCUUCAUUGAUAGUAACUCUUCAGUUGAUACCACUUGGAAGGUGUUCAAGGAUUUGUUGGAACCCAUAAUUAACCAAGAAACCCUCAAAGUACAUCCAGUUACUGAACUUUAUGAGGUAUGUCAAAAGAGAAAUCUGAAAGUAAAAUUUGUGGAUUCGUGGAGAGAAAGCAUGGCUUUCGAUGUGUUGAUAAAUGAUCAACUUAUAGGAAGAGGAACAUAUGGACUUAAGAAAGAAAUUGCUCAUAAUAGAGCAGCUAAAGACGCAUUAGAUAAUAUUGGAAGAAUAUUAGAUGAGAAACAUGAGCAAUGACUUUGUUUUAUUUAUUUAUGUGCUUUUAAUUGUAGCUGUGAUUUUGUUAAUUUAUAUAUCUGUAAAUGUCACAUUUUUAAUGGAGUUAGCCUACUUUUCUUUGA
Molecule: messenger RNA, 1066 nt
Organism: Jatropha curcas
Lineage: Eukaryota; Viridiplantae; Streptophyta; Magnoliopsida; Malpighiales; Euphorbiaceae
Product: RNAse II-like 1
Biological process (GO): siRNA processing
Cellular component (GO): cytoplasm; nucleus
Molecular function (GO): RNA binding; ribonuclease III activity
Source: RefSeq, a predicted model, not a curated record